Molecule: messenger RNA, 3931 nt
Organism: Hermetia illucens (black soldier fly)
Lineage: Eukaryota; Metazoa; Arthropoda; Insecta; Diptera; Stratiomyidae
Product: probable protein phosphatase CG10417
Exons: 5
Coding region: 693-3062 (789 amino acids)
Biological process (GO): protein dephosphorylation
Molecular function (GO): protein serine/threonine phosphatase activity; cation binding
Source: RefSeq, a predicted model, not a curated record
GCACAUACGCUUGCAUGCGACAACGUGAGCGCGAACUGAGUCCCUGCCCCGGCCCCACGCCCCGCGCACACGAACGAGAUAAAACACGUUUCCCAACGGCAGCGGCCAACGAAAAUUUUACCGCGUCCAUCUGCCCGUCCCGCUCGCUCGCACGUUUGUUGUCCGGCGGCCAGCGCGAGUGCAACAGGGACGACCGCCUGCCGACCAGCUUUCGCCCGUCUCGCCCGCUCGAGUCCGUGCGUUCAAAUUCGGCGGCGAUUUGUACAACAGGAAAAAUAGAAAAAAUAGUUUUGUGCAUGGCGGACAGAGGUUGCCGCACGAUUUUCCUUUGAUUUUUAGUGGAAAACGCUCCGACGACAGCGUGCAGACUCGUAUCGUGGACGGGGAGCGCGCAUUUUGGUGGCUGGCGGCCGCGUGACAAAAUCUCUUGUGAGUUUUCCAGUUUUCCGCGUGAAGAACGAUCCCGAGCCACCGCGAGUCGCUGAUCCAAAUUUCCCGAAGUUUUCCGCGGUUCCCAGUGGGAGCGGGGUCCAGACUCAGUGAAACAAACGCGAAGACGUUCCGGAAUUCCUGCUGUCCGGGUCGGGGCGAGUUUGUGCGGAAAUUGAGGUUUUGUUUUGCUCACUGGCGGGCCCCGUGUGAACGUCAGACUCGAGUCCACGACGUGGAAUUAAAGGCGCGGAAACGUCAACAUGGGGGCUUACCUGACAGUGCCCAACACAGAGAAGGCGUCCAGCGACGACGCGAACGAGUUCAUGGAGGUCGGCGCCAGCUCCAUGCAGGGCUGGCGGAUCAGCCAAGAGGACGCGCACAACUGCUUCCUCGACUUCGAUGUGAACACGUCCUUGUUUUCGGUGUACGACGGGCAUGGGGGCGCCGAGGUGGCGACUUAUUGCGCCGAGCGGCUGCCCGCAUUUCUCAAGGAACUGCCGGCCUACAAAAGCGGCGACUUCGAACAGGCCCUCAAAGAUGCUUUCCUCGGCUUCGACAGGACUCUUCUGGAGGAAGAGGUCAUCGAGGAGCUGAAGCGCCUCGCAGAGAAGAACCCGAACCAGGACAGUGAGGUGGCCGAGGACGAUGAGGAGGAGGACAUCAUGGAACUGUGCCAGGAGGGGUCGCUGCCACUCGACCAAGUCUUGGAGAAGUACAAAGGCGCGGCUGCGAAAUUCCCGCUCCUGAACAAACUCAAGCAAGACGAGGCUGGAGCCUCGGGCUCCGGAAUCGCCAAACCACUGUCACCAUUCCUGCGUGGACGACGUAACCCCAAUGCCGUCUCGAAUAACCUGGACGAGGCGGCCAACUUUGCGGGCGAUGCAGGGUGCGGUCCCUCAAGUUCGACAUCGUCCCUGGCUGUGGAGGCGGUCAAGUCGUCUAUCAACAUGCCCGACCUCGGCAUCGGCGACUCCUGUGUGAGCAGCUCGUGCAGCAAGAUCGAAGCUCGCCCGGUCAACAGCGCAGACUCUGCCAAUCAGAAAAUUCCCAGUACUAAAUCGAACGAGGCGGUUUCCGUGAGCGACACAAACGGGAUGAAGAGCGCGGAUGGUGUCGCCGACAGUUCAUCGAAUGACGUGAUAAAUUCCCAGGACUCGGAGGUCUCAUUGGGGAGGAAGACGAAAGUGCAGAAUGGCGACAUCACGUCUUCGUCCUCCAGUUCGACUUCAUCCCCGGCUUGCUCGGGUAACGGAGAGGUCUCAAGCAAUUCUAUUGGCAGCAAAUCACAUGAGAGGGCAGCAGCAGGUGGAACCCCCGCGGUCCGUUCUAAGGGCGCAGUGUCCAGUGGAAUCUCGUCAAGCACAACCUCAGUGGCCGCAGGCGGUUCCAGUGCGAAUGCUAAGGUACGGGCACAAGGAGAAAUGGACGACAGCAGUUCCGAUGAUGAUGCUGAUUUCCAUGCCGAAGAGGACAAUUCCAGCACAGAGGACGGUGAAGAGGAUUGCGAACCGUUUGAUGAUGAGUCGGACGAAGAUGAGAAUGAAGACGGAGAAGAUGAAGAGACCGACGAUGAUGAGGAAGGCCUCCUAGACGACGACGAUACUUCUUUCUGCCGCAAUAUGAUUGAAGAGCCCGGUAAAGAUAGUGGCUGCACUGCAGUUGUGGCACUAGUGAGCGGACGCGACUUAUACGUGGCGAAUGCAGGCGAUUCACGAUGUGUUGUCUGCCGAAAUGGAAAAGCAAUCGAAAUGAGUUUUGAUCACAAACCAGAAGACGAAGAGGAGAGCGAUCGUAUACAGAAAGCUGGCGGCAAAGUGACUUUAGACGGACGCGUCAAUGGCGGAUUGAAUUUGUCUCGAGCCAUUGGAGAUCAUGCUUACAAAAUGAAUCGAGAUAUACCACCGGAGAAGCAGAUGAUCUCCGCACUGCCAGACAUUAGGAAGCUAAUCAUCUCGCCGGCUGACGAGUUUAUGAUUCUUGCGUGUGAUGGUAUCUGGAAUUACAUGUCCAGUGACGAAGUAGUUGAGUUUGUAAAGAAGCGAUUGGAUGAGGGAUGUGUGAAAUUAUCACUAAUUUGCGAAGAGCUCUUUGACCAUUGCCUUGCACCGAACACAAUGGGCGACGGAACUGGCUGUGAUAAUAUGACGGCUCUUUUAAUACGUUUCAAACCCGCCCUUCAAAAUCUCUCGACAAAAAUUUCCGUUGAAUCUGAAGCGAUGCCCGUGAGCAGUGCAGCAGCGGCAGCCGCGGCAAAGAAACGUCUCGCUCCCCCAUUAAAUGCCGAAGACGAUAUAAGCAGUCUAGACAAUGAAUCAUCAAUCACUGAGGGAGGAGCCGCGCCUCCAGCAGCCAAGAAGCGUCCUGCAUCGCCAACCCGAAGUGAUGAGAAUAUUGUCUCCGGCGGCGCGGCAGCUCCAAGUGAAUCAUCAUCAUCAAGCAAUGAUGAUAACGCGGGCAAACGGUUGAAGACUGAGAACGAAGCUAAUGUAGCGAGCAGUAAGGAGGCGGUAGCCAUGCAAGAUGAGGAUGCUGCAAUGUCAUCGGUGACCACAUCGUCCACCGAAUCCACCGCGACUUUAACCACUGUCGAGAGUGAAAGUACAAUGUCGACGACAACGUCAACAACAUGAAUGACAAAGUCCCCCGAACGAUAAAAGAAAAGACUUGAAUAUUUUGAGUGAGGAAUUUUACACGAAAUGUAAGGUAAUCGUUACAGAAUAAAUGCGCCGUGGUGCGUGGAUUUUCAAAUGAAUUUAUUUAGAACGGGAUCACUACUUUGAUAGAGGGGGAGGAGAUAGUUUUCUUUGUUUGCGAGUCUUCUUCGUUUAAAUUCAACUUCACAACAGAACAAGUAGCUACAAAUUGGUCACGGACAAACGAAUCUAGUAAUACACACUUUAUUUACCCCCAGUUUAGCUUGUAAUGGAGCGAAUCUUGAUAUGUUAGCGGUGAGGACACAUCCUGUCCCUCCUGGUGGACAUGUAUAAGUUUACUAAUAAUUAUUUUUAGUUGUGUAUUUUAUUAUUAUAAUUAUUCUUGUAUAUUUUAGAAUUUAUGCUUAAUUUCCGUGAAAGAAUGUGACUAUGUUCCUUAUCCAUUUGCUUUUCCUAUUGCCGCGAAAGAGCUGCUCGCGUUGAUUUCCUUUCUUUAGUUUGUUCUGAUCGUCUCGAUAGGAAUCAAUUGAUCAGAUCUGUUAAAUUGGACGAAAGACAUUGGGUUUAAUUAUAGCAGAUUUUUCCUAUUGACAAUUAUCGAUAAGAUUUUGGCAGAAACAGCAAAAUGUGCAAAUCCGUACAGUUCGCGAUUGCUCCCGGUUAUAUACUCGUUCUGAGACCUAUCGUUCAGUUUCCACCUACAUUUAUUGUUAAUUCGUAUUUAUGAUGAAUACAAGAGCCGUAAAUAAGUAAUAUUAAAAUAAACCACAAAAACAAUGAGAGAAAGUAUGCAUUGAGAUGAGAAAAUAUAUUUAAAUAAAAUUAAAGAGAGGAUUAAGAAUAGA